Messenger RNA from Ruditapes philippinarum (Manila clam), 5082 nucleotides. RefSeq lists its product as uncharacterized. The transcript is spliced from 5 exons. The record is from RefSeq and is a predicted model, not a curated record. The coding region runs from base 130 to 2454 and encodes 774 amino acids. Lineage: Eukaryota; Metazoa; Mollusca; Bivalvia; Venerida; Veneridae.
CUUAAAGAAGGCAUAUAUGGCUUUGUAGACCAAUUUGCUAAACAACACCAUAGCAACCUUCUUCAAAGUUACAUAAAGGGUACUGGGUCCCCUGCGACCAGUUGCACUGAAUGUACAUCUGAAAAUCUCAUGCCAGAUCAUCCAAGACAUCAAUGUAUUCAAAAAUUUAGAUCCAAGUGUUUCUGUAACAAUCCUGUUGGACGACGAAAAUGUCCUAACAACUUCUGCAGUUUAUUGUAUGACUUAAUUGUCAUUGCUCAUGACGAAAGAAACCCUCUAUGGAUCAACACGGACCCAAGAAAAUGGUAUAGUGAUCAUUGGGAAAUCGCUAAGUGUUAUCUCUCAACUACUGGUUAUUCAGAACAAGGGACAGCUGUAGACACGGACGCUGCUGGCCUGUUGUCAAUUAUUGUGAAUAACAUCGAGAUCCGUAAUUACGUUGAUUGCAUAGAUAAUAUAAAAAAGGUUCGGGAUAUCCGCAAUGAUAUUAUGCAUUCAAAAUCCUUCCAAGUCGAUCAAAGUUCUUUAUAUCAAUAUAUAGAUCGGAUGAUUUUGGUUCUUCAAGAUCCAAAGAUAUUAGUCACAGAUGUAGCUGCCCAAAAUGCCGUAAUAAAAUUGGAAAAGUUAAAGAAAAAUCAGAUACACAUAAGCUUAGACGAUGCUUAUGAAAUGCGAAGACAAGCUUUAAAAGCUGUUGAGGAUGGUAAAACAAAGAUCGAAAAAACUAAAGACGAAGCCAUUCAACAAAUCGAGAUGAAGAGAAAAGAAAUUCAUGAUGAUUUAGAUUCACGCUUUGACCAGCGGCUACUGGAACAGAACAAGGAAAUCAAAGCUGAAACGAUACGUAUGCAAACAGAGAAGAAUGAGUUCGAAAGUAGAUAUCAAACAGCUGUGAACGAAAUUGAAACAAAGGGAAGGCAGAUAACAGAUAACAUCGAUACAUACUUUGAGAGUCGAGUGAAUGACCAUGAAAACAAAAUCGAAGAGCAGUCUAAAGAAAUUUCUGAUGCUGAAACUGUAUGUUCUGCGCUGACUGAAGAUGAAAAAGGUCUCCAAAGAUAUUUACUGGAAUUUUAUAGAAAGGAAUAUGUUCAGAUACCAAUAUCUCCACUUUCUACAAAGUACAGAAAAAGCGUUGAGAAGCUUUAUGUCCCGUUACAGGCAAAGAUAAUUUGCAAACACAAAAAUUUAGCCGCAACCAAACUAGCCGAUAUGUUCCAGCAAGACAAUAAAGUCAUGCGCAACAUAUAUCUAACCGGAGAAGCAGGGAUAGGAAAAUCAACUUUUUGCAGGAAAUUGAUUUCACUAUGGUGUACUGUUAGAGCAAAUGAAGGAAAACUUCCACUUGAUUAUACUCCUGUUUUUGGUUUUAAAAAUCAACCAUCAACAGAGAACAGCUCUAUUCAGACUGUUGAAUGUUUUGAAGAUUAUAUGGAUGAUUAUUUUUAUGAGAGUUAUAUGUCUGAUGAAAGUGAUAUGUCGCAGACAGAAUACAGUGAUGAUAGUUCUCUAUGUAAUGAAGAACUAAGCACAAGUACAAUAAAUAAUGCGUUCUCAAGUCAUAACAACAAUCAAGGUCCGCCAAUUUCAGUCGCUAAAAGUUCACAGAUCACAAGUGACGACACAAAUAAUGCAUUAAUCGAAAAGUUUGAUUUCCUUUUCUUCAUAUCUCUUCGCGAUACUAAUCUAGAGGUCUCCAUUGAAGACAUGAUAGUAAAACAGCUUCUUUUUCAAAAUUUAAAACUUAACGAAUGCUUCAAAAGCACCAUAGUCAGAAUUCCAGAAAAAUGGCUUUGCAUUCUUGAUGGAGUGGACGAAUGGCAACCGCCCACACCUUUGCCAACACAUCCUACGGUCACAAGAGGUUUGCCUCUAAGCUCUGUUGGUGGAAAAUAUGUCAAAUUGUUUACAACUCGGAGAUGGAAAUACGAGAGUCUCAGUCCAUGCAUUGAAGAACAUGAAUCAGAAGUUAGACUGACGGGCAUUGGGAAAAAAUCAUCAAAGGCGCUCAUUGAAAAUAUGUUAGUGUCACAAGAUCACACAAUUGCAUUUGAAACGGCAGUUAGCUUGAGUGAUACAAAUGAUUUGGUGUCUACUCCUCUCCUACUCAAAUUACUAAUUUGCUUAUGGCAAGAAAACUCUAAACUUGAAAAAUCUAAAACAGAGUUGUAUUGUUCAAUUAUAAACAUUAUGCUACAUCUGGCGGAAAAAAGAAAUGAUUUGCCUUAUGUUAUUUCAACUCGACAAUUACCACAAAUGUUGGAAGUGUUUCGCUACAUUAAAGACAAUAGCAACAUUGUUUUCAAGCUUUCACAAUUUGCAUUUGAUUCCUUGUUUAAAAAAUCCCAUGACUCUGCAUUAGUUUUUUCUGUGUUUGAUCUUUCACAGCAAGGUUUUAGUUCAAGAGAAAUUCUUUUAUUUCUGCAAACGGGAAUUCUUACACAAAAGUCGUAAUCUAGUGAAUCAAAUUUUAUCCCAAAAACAUCAUUGUCAUUUAUCCAUAAAAGUUUUCAAGAGUUUUUUGCAGCCGUGCAUAUUGCUACUGCUGACAGUGACAGAAAUGAAAUUAAAAGACUUAUUGCCGGUAUAUGCGGUCAAACGUAUCAAAUUGUUGAGAUGACAAAUGUAUUUUAUUUCUUAGCAGACUUACGCCAAGACUUGUAUCAAGAAAUAUUAAAAGAAAUAGCGUCACAUUGUCGAGACAGGGGAAUCGCCUUUAGCCACGAAUUAGAUCUCACGUUGAAAUUAGAGGAAGAAGAUUGUUGUCUUACUGACAUAUUCUUAUGGGGUAACCCAAACUCCGUUGUGAUAGAAUCAACAAAUUACGGCAUAAAGGGACCUUGGCUUUCAAGACAAAACCAGAAACUUCAAAUUUUAGAGCUCAGAUAUGUAAGUUUGACACAUACUGCAUUCAAGACAUUGCUAGAAAGUAUUUCUAUAUCACGAAAAGGAGUUGAUGUCACUCUUAUAUGCUUAGGUUGGAUAGACGAACACUUUGAAAAAGAAGUGUUCCCACUAUCUGUUCAUGUACGGAACGUUGGAAAAUUGAAAAUCGAAUUCACAAACCUUACCCAAGUGGAAUUUAUCCUGCCUGAAAAUAUGUGUACUGUUGAAUUGACUGAGAAUGAUAUGACGGAAAAUGGUUUGAGCACAAUGAUAAAUUCUGUUUCAAAAACAAAAGGUGAUAUUGAAAUGACCUUCCGUCGUAUAAAGCUCAGAAAAUCUAAAUAUACGCAUUGCAAUUCUGAUUGUUCACUUUUGAACAUCCUUGUUAAUGCUUGUGCAGUAAAUAAACGCAUCAAAAUAGGGGAAAUAAAAAUUUGUAAAAGUGAUUUUACUAAUACAGGUACAUGUUCUGAUUUGCAGAAUGUACAAUUGAGAGAAUUAACGAUUGAACAUGUUGACUUAUCAAAAGUAAGGUUUCCUUCUAAAGAAAUUGACAAUUUUCAUCUGAUAAAUGCCAUAUCAAAAGAUUUAAGUAAGUUUAAAGUUUCAAGUCAAAAUCUUCAGGUAUUAGAGCUAGAGUGUGUAUUUGUGAAAAUGACAGCAUUCGUGUCAUUUCUAGAAAAUAUUCCUUUGUCGGAUAAUGGUGUUGAUGUGACUCUAGUUAAUGUCAUUUGGAUCGACGAAAACCUACACAAAGAGUUUGAUUUAAAAAAUAUAAGGAAAUUAAAAAUUCAAUCUACAAAUCUUACAGAAAUAAAAUGGAAGCUGUCUAAGAAUAUUCGUACUGUUGAAUUGAUUGAUACUACUCUAACAUCCAGAAAUCUGUCUGCAAUAAUCGAAUCUUUUCGAGAUACAGAAGUUGAUGUUGAAUUGUACUUGAAAUAUACAUUGUGCUCUGUAUCCAAAAUAGUACUGAAUCGUUCUCAGAUAAUCGAUAAUGUGAUAAGAUGCCCGCUUAACGAGUUAUGGCUUAAAAGUACCGUUUUCACGGAUGUGUUUUUAGGUUCAAAGGAAUUUGACGUUAUCAACUUGGAGGAUGUUAAAAUUAAAAUCAAAGAACUACAGAAUGUUCUAGGUGAAAAAAAUAAUUGGACAUAUUCGUACGGUCUUCAGAAAAUUUGACCCAAUUUCUAUCGUUACAUUUACAGGUAGCAAUGCUGAUAAAGUACUUAUAAGUGAUAAAUUUAACCUUCGAUAUGACAGAGAUUUCAUUCGAUUUGAGAUUGGUGUAAGUAAAUAUAUAGUGGUAUCAGUGUUGACAGUACGUUUUCAGUUUCAUGUCGAUGAAAAUAGUAUAUGUCCUGAACUAUUACAUGUAUUAGGAAUCGUUCCACGAAUCGAGCGAAUGAAAUUGAAAUUACAGUUUGAAUAUAUUUCUGAUUCAAAUGUUUUAGACUAUUUAAAAGUAAUAGAACUAAUAAGAGACAGUGCUAUCAAAAUAUUUUCUGUAACGAUUGGAUAUACAGAGAAAAAUAAAAAAAUGAAAGAUUUUGAGACAUAUAUAUAUGAUACAUUAAAACCCACCAAAAUAUUAUUUUGUGAAGGACAUUUGAGAAUAGAACGUAUUUUAAGGCUCUCAAGUCAUUUAUUUGAUAUCUUUUGAACAUAUGUUCUUCUGUAUGUGCAAUAAUGUUUGUAUUCCUGUCAUAUCAGUUGAGUUAAUAUAUUAAAGAGCUUUUCACAAUGAGAAACGAAUACAUUUGAAUUCUUUUGAUCCUUUUAACACAUCACUUUUAGGGUUAAAUCAUUAUGGAUUUUAAUACUUAACUUUUUGUAAAUGUCUAUUGAAAUAUUUUUUUAAAUAUUUCUUUGUUUUCGGAUAAAAAAAAUAGUGUACAACACAUGUUUUGUGGCGGCGUCCUUGGUCGAUGGUUAAGGUCGUUUACUUCAAACCACUUGCAACUCACCGCUAUGUGUUCGGAUUCCGCUAGGUACUGGAUUCUUUAUGAACUUUGAAACUGUGAGAUCUUCCUUCUGUAAAGUUGAAAAGACGCCAUGGUGUUGUGUCGUAAAACCCAAGCCAAAAAGAAAACACAGACAAAACAUUGUUUUUUACGAAUAAAUCUUUCUAUAGAUAUUUACUUAGUUAAAACUAUAUAUUUGAUUGAAUAAAUGCUCCCCGACCGGGGUUGGAAA